Messenger RNA from Porites lobata, 869 nucleotides. NCBI's taxonomy places the organism in Eukaryota, Metazoa, Cnidaria, Anthozoa, Scleractinia, Poritidae. The record is from the annotation of a GenBank genome assembly.
AUGUUACUCCACCUGGCUGGGCCUCAUGUACAGGAGAUAUUUACCACCUUAACUUACGCCAGUGCUGUUGAAGCUCUCAACGCCUAUUUCGUACCACGGGUAAAUUCAGCAUUCGCCCGCCAAACCUUUCAUCGGAUCACGCAAAACCCAGGUCAGACAGUUUAACAGUUUGUCACUCGCUUAAGGGAAGCAGAUAAAGAUUGUGAUUUUGGCACUGAUACCGACAACCAGAUAAGAGAUGCAGUUUUAAAUAAGUGCACUUCCACCUACAUCAAACGAAAAUUGCUUGAAGAAGGCCACGGACUAAACUUAACACGCACCCUAGAGGUUCCUCAAAAUGCGAAAAGAUAAAAACCCAACUGGCUGCCCUUUCAGUAAAAGAGGAAGAAUCAGAAAGUAUCAAUAGAAUCAAGGAGAGAAGUGACAAUCCGAGUACUAUCAGUACUAUCACACAAGGACGAUUCCAAGGGAGAGAUAAGAUAUGUUAUAGAUGUGGUUUAUUAGAACAUUUCGGUCGUGAUCCCCAGUGCCCAACAUGUAGAAAGUGUUGCGGGAAACAUGAUUUUGGAAAAGUUUGCAAGACAAAGUCAUAUGCUCGUCAGGUUGGGAGGGAACCCGAUGACAAUGACCCUGGGCCCCAGCAUGACUAUUCAUUCAGUAUUACAGAAGGAGAACACUCAGAAAUGGUCACCGUACAAGUAGGAGGAGUAGACUUUAAGAUCUUUAUAGACUCUGGGGCAAACAGCAACAUUAUUGACGAGGGGACGUGGGAACAGCUAGAGGUGAAGAGAGUGAAAUGUGAAUCACAAGCUCCUUCCCCAGACAAGAAGCUGUACCUAUAUGCGUCUAGUCAGCCACUGCCAGUUUAG